Molecule: messenger RNA, 1926 nt
Organism: Galendromus occidentalis (western predatory mite)
Lineage: Eukaryota; Metazoa; Arthropoda; Arachnida; Mesostigmata; Phytoseiidae
Product: run domain Beclin-1-interacting and cysteine-rich domain-containing protein
Exons: 8
Coding region: 169-1830 (553 amino acids)
Cellular component (GO): intracellular membrane-bounded organelle
Molecular function (GO): phosphatidylinositol phosphate binding
Source: RefSeq, a predicted model, not a curated record
UGUUCCGAUCACCGGCCGAGAGUGAUUCUAGAAAUUGCUCCAGAUAGCCUCGAUAGCGCUUGAUUAUGACCUCUCUUACUCAAAGCAUUCUCUCUCGUUCUCUCUCCGCCAUCGUCAUAAUGUUGGACUCGUACGCGAGCUCUGUGUCAUCACGUGUCGCUGACAGCCAUGGACGAGUUUUCGAAUAGCGUUGUCCAGAGUACGAAGUCUGACACUUGCGCGAAAAUAAUCGCAUUGUGGUCUUCGAUCCUACCGAUCCUGAAGUUUUCAGCAUGCACCUCUCCUCUGAGAUGUUGCUCGGAUAACGCGAUCGCAACAGUCAAUUGUGUCGGCCCUAAAGCACAAUUACCGAGGAUCCGAGACGCGCCAUCGAGUUCGAGUCGCAGACGGAGCUCAUCCGACACACAGAAAUCUCUUCGACGGAACUACAGCUUCCUCGACGAUGGUGCUCGAGACGUCCUGGCGCCAACUGAAUGGGGUUUCCCCGUCCCCAAGAAAGGUCAAUCGCUCUGCGACUUCCUCUCGUCGGGGGACUUUCAGACGCACAUGUCCCCAUUGGACAAAGAGAAUGCCCAUUUCUACAUCGCCGAGGCCAUAAUCCAAGCAAUCGAACACCUCCACUGCUCCGCAGGUCGUCGGGGAACGCAGCAUCAACCAACAAGCGAAAGCGACUUGGAGUCCACCACGAAUGUACCCUCGAAACCGCGACGCAAACGUCGCGAAAAGAAACUUACGACCGACUCAAGCGAUUCCGGAACCGUCGCGCUUUUGAGCACUGAUUAUGCAACGUCACUCAGUCCCGAAAGCUCGGAUGAGGCCGACGAUGCGUCCGACACCUCGAUCGCGUCCGAAAAUUCGCAAACGCCCAUGAGCGCUGAGGGAGUCGCUCUGUGCUUGCUUAGGAACUUCAGGGAUAAGCCCCUGCCAAAAGCCAGUGAUCUAACUUGGAUGAUCACCGACGACGAUAACGUGCCCCAGCAAUUGAUACCUCUGCCUGACAGCUGGCCGGUAGCACCCGACGAACCUUCGCAGUUUCGAACUCGAGGGAAUCAACAGUGGGCUCCCCCCAGAAGGCAGAUAAUCUACAAUAAGAUUUUCCGUGACGGAAACGCCAAAGAGGGGUUGAAACUACAGAACUACCGAUGCGCAGGUUGCGGUAUGAAAACCAUGCCGAACACCCGAUUGAGGUUGUGUCACUACCUGGGGAAGUAUUUCUGCCAGUUGUGCCAUCGAAACGCAAAAUCCGUCAUUCCUGCGCGCAUCGUCAUGAAAUGGGAUUUCUCGCAAUGUCCUGUGUCAGAAUUCGCUCGUGAGCUCCUAGAGUCGCUCUACUGCGAUCCGGUGUUCGAUCUUUUCGACUACAGUCGGAGUGUUUUUACAAAAUCACGCACAUUGAAUAAAGUGACUGAACUCCGCGGCGCCCUCCAGUCAGCCGCGCAAUACGUCACUUUGUGUAAAAACGCCAAUAGGGAAAGGCUUCUCAGAGUGUCUGAUUAUCUGUAUCUGGAUCAAUUCAAAUACUCUCUGAAUGACUUUGUGCAAGCACAAAGCGGCGAACUAUACCGAGCUUUACUAGAUACUUAUCAACGGUGUGUCGAUCAUAUCCGAACGUGUCAGCGCUGUCACAGCCAGGGUUAUUUCUGUGAGCUUUGUAGACGGAGCGAGAUUAUCUUUCCUUUCGACAGGGAAUACGUCGUGCAAUGCGCUUCUUGUCGCGCUUGUUAUCACAAGUCGUGUGUGAGGAGAGGUUUCAUCUGCAGCAAAUGCAAACGACUCCAAAAGCGAAUGUAUGAAACGAUCCAGGAGGCCGAAGAAGCUGUGGAAUGCUGAAGUUCCGUCUCGAUGAGGGUCCCGGCAGACAGAAUCAAGGUUCAAGUGACUCGGAUGGGGUUCAUCACUUUGGAGCGAGGACGUGAAGACUCGAGA